Molecule: messenger RNA, 3152 nt
Organism: Spizellomyces punctatus DAOM BR117
Lineage: Eukaryota; Fungi; Chytridiomycota; Chytridiomycetes; Spizellomycetales; Spizellomycetaceae
Product: pentatricopeptide repeat domain-containing protein
Exons: 1
Molecular function (GO): protein binding
Source: RefSeq, a predicted model, not a curated record
GGAUGCGCUAUGAGCGGGAUCUGCGACAGCACACAUUUGCUCACCGAUGCUUGAGACUGUCGAACUCUCUUCGUACACAGUCGCCCGCCCUUGCAGCGCUACUGUCUUUUGCAGCGCAUGCUAGCGUUCAACAGGUCGCAGGGUACGCUGCCUUCCCUCGCUCAACGCAGCGCCAAUAUGUAGCGGUACCGCGUGUGAACAUAUGCAACGGUUGUCGGAGGGAAGCUUCCUUUAGUAUCAAGUAUCGCUCAUCCCACUCGGCGUCAGCGCAAAGUAUAGAAGGGGAGACUGCAUAUCCAAGAUAUCUUGUCAACCACGAGUCCCUUGUGACAUCCUUUGUCCGCGAAGUCGAAGAAGUGAGCCGGGCCCGCUUCCUCCCCUUUUUUGAGGAUGCAUUGAGUCGUGAAGCCGCUCGGUUGCAUGCCAACUAUUGCUAUCUUCGUUCACCCUCUGGAUCUGAGACUGCAUGCGGGUCGUUACUUCGCAGCCUAACCUUGAAAGAUUUCCGCGCCCUGAUCGGCUUGCUUUUGCGUGCUGGAAAUAUUUCUUCCAAAGACAUUGGUAUGAUUAUGGAGGAUAUGGUCGCUCUUGGGAUACAACCACAUGCCCUGGACUGGGGCCGUCUCAUUGUAGCGUUCGGUCGCAAUCACGAUGUGAAAGGGGCUCUGCGCGUCUUCGAUCGGGUGCGUGAUACCAUGAAACCAGAUUCCAGUUGUUGGAAUGGUGUGAUCGAGGCGUUUGUGCAUGCGCGCGAUCCCGCUGGUGCCGAAAGAUGGUAUAGAGAAAUGAAGAAGACAAAGACUUCGGUAACUGAAGUAACACUUGUCCUCAUGAUCGAAGUGUAUGAACGUGCCCGAGACUUGAAAAUGGCGGAGAAGUAUUGGGCGAUUAUGAAUCAACGACUGGGGAUAAUACAGAAGAAUGAGAACCAUAGAGAUUCUAGUGCUAAGCGACCACCAAAUUUACGCACAUUUAACCGGCUGAUAAAGCUUGCUUGUGAUCGUGGACGGAUGGAUCGAGCUAUGGACCUGUACAAUUCGAUGGUAAAAUGUGGCCAGAAACCCAACAUAGGCACAUUCACAUUGCUGCUGAAGGGGUAUGUGGAAAAAGGAGAUGUGAAUUCGGCGGGCAAGGUGCAUCGACUACUUCGUUACAUGAAUGUAAAGCCGGACCUCGUGUUUUACUCGCUGCUACUGAGUGUUCACGCAAAGCGAGGACAUAUGAGAGAGGUCGGCCGCCUUUUGAACAGGUUAUACGAAGACGGGAUUCAACCCGACGUCGGCGUUUAUAAUAUCCUUAUAAAUGGAUACGGAAGAACAGGACGGUUGAACAACGUCCGCGAAUUCUAUACCGCGAUGCUUAACCAGCGACUUGUGCCUGACCGGUGGACUUUUGCCGCUCUUAUUUCUGCGCAUGUCAAGGCAGGAGAUGUGGAUGGAGCGAAGAGCUGGUUCGAUGAAGGUCUUUCAGCAUGGAAAUCCGGCAAUGAAGGGGCAAGUCUCGAACCAAGCGCCUAUGCGUACACAAGCUUGUUGGAUGCGUACGGCCGCCGAGGAGAGUUACAACUCUGUCGGCAGCUCUUUUCCGAAAUGCUAAGUGCCGGUGUGAAGCCCACUGUUGCCACUUAUACUGCUCUCAUAAAUGCGCACAUAAGCGGAAAUGAUGUACAAGGUGCCACACGAUGGUUUCAAGCCAUGCAGAGCUCUGGGAUGUCUCCAGAUGCUCUCCUCUACGCGGUUAUAGUGCGAUCUUUUGCUGCUCAGAACGAUUUUGACCGAGCAAUGCAAUGGAUGGCUUCAAGGAAAAUCGACGGAAUAACAUUAACUGAGGAAAGUGGUGCAGUUUUCAUCAAAACCUGUCUUGCACAGCAAGAUGUGGCGGCUGCGCUUGAAAUCUUCGUGGAAGCCACAGAAACGGGCGUUGUUCUUCCCUCGAUGAUAUACGAGGCACUUGUCCGUAGGCUGGCUGACAAGUUUGUAUCUGGGGAGGAGGAACGUCUGACGGACACAGAGGGGAUGAACGAACAAAUAGUGAAUCAUAAAGGGGAACCACCGGAUUCAGAGCAGUUUUUAACUUCCCGGAAUGCCAUCUGUUCCGUGUAUGCUCAAUACCGAAAAGUACUCUCGCAGCUGGAUUCUUCACCGAACCCGUUGAUAUAUGAAACGAUGGUUGGAUAUUUCAUGGCAGCACGCAUGCAUGGCGAGGCAAAGGAGGUCAUCCGGAAUAUGAUAGAGGAUGGGUGUCCAAUUACGCCGCGGGCGCCGGUUCAAAUCAUUCGUGGUCUUGCCACAGCAGAGGGCUGGUGGGCAGUUCGGACCUGGCUGACUGGACUGAGACGUUGGAUACACGAGAUGAGCGUCAAAGCAUUCGCAUGCAGAACCGAUAAUGACGAAGGACUGCAAAUCCUAUGGCGGGAAGGUCUUAUUCACCCUGAUUUUACUGAUUCUCUUAACACCGCUGAUGGCGAGGGAACAAUAUCAUCGCUGAAGUUUGACGCAUGGAAAGUUGACCGAGUCCUAACAGCGUGCGAGGCGUUCACCUUUGGCAUGUAUGCCCUCUGGCCGCUAGUGUCGAAUCUCCACCACGUAAAAGAUGUGAAGCGUGAUUUCAUCGUAGUCAACAAAGCGCGGGCGAAACCCGAUGCGGAAAGGUUUAUGCUCGAAUGGGGGGCGGUGGAGUAUUGGGAUGCUAUUCUGUCACUUUGGACUCUUGUCGAUGCCAAAACGAAGUCAAAAGCAAGCAAAAAGAGCGGUCUGCAUAAGCAGCUGGACUGUGUUGCCGCCCCCCCGUGCGAACAGACAAACGUCAACCAAAGUGAGACGCGGGUGACCGAAAUAGUAUUUCCUGCUUCGUUCAAAGAGCUUCCCGUAACGGAGCAACCCGUCUAUGUCCCCAAAUCACCUAAUCUAUCCAACCCUUUGGAAAUGGACCUGCUGUUAGCCACAUUUAUCCAGGCGUUUUUGCGUCAUUGCGAGAUGAACGGAACCUGGGGUGCGCGAAAGAAAGCGCUUGACUGGCUUCUUGAAAAUGAAUGGGAGGUGCGGGCUGAAAGUAGUAGAGGAGGUUAUUUGGCUCAGGACUAGCAUUAUAUCUAUAACACUUUAGUGCUUCUUAAUCAAUUAGAAAGUUCUAAUGUGAAGCUAGCCACUUCU